Molecule: messenger RNA, 2199 nt
Organism: Abrus precatorius (Indian licorice)
Lineage: Eukaryota; Viridiplantae; Streptophyta; Magnoliopsida; Fabales; Fabaceae
Exons: 4
Coding region: 109-1932 (607 amino acids)
Cellular component (GO): nucleus
Molecular function (GO): RNA binding
Source: RefSeq, a predicted model, not a curated record
GCACAUGUCUAGCGAGAAACCCUAUUAUUUUCGACACUGUUAGUGUGUGUGUGUGUGUGUGUGAGAGAGAGAGAGAGAGAGGUGGUAACGAGCUACGCUGAAUAGGCAAUGGAGGAAGAAGUAGAAGACACGAAAACAACAGUGAGAAUAUUCGUUGGAGGAUUGGGUGAGGGCGUGAGCACUGAAGAUCUGCGAAGGUUAUUCGGUUCUCUGGGCACUGUUCAGGAAAUCCAAACCAUCCGAACCAAAGGUCGCAGUUUUGCUUACCUUGACUUCCUCACCGACCAUAAAUCCCUUUCCAAACUUUUCAGCAAGUAUAAUGGGUGUCUGUGGAAGGGUGGAAAGCUAAGACUUGAGAAGGCCAAAGAACACUAUCUCAUGCGUUUGAAAAGAGAAUGGGAACAAGACGCACUCGAUGCCACUCAAUCACCCAUCACUGCUUCUAAAGACUCGGAGGAAUUGCCCAACACCACGCACACUUCAAAGCCAAUCACUAAACAUCUCAAAAUUUUCUUUCCCAAAUUACAAAAGGUGAAAUCCAUACCAUUCGGUGGAACUGGCAAACACAAAUACAGUUUCCAGAAUAUUAAAGUUCCUGCACUCCCUGUGCAUUUUUGUGAUUGUGAGGAGCAUUGUAGUCCUUUUGUCACAGAAAAAGAAAAGCUAUCUUCUGGUGGGACAGCAGAAAGUGGUGGAAUGAAUGAUGAAGAGAUUAACAUAAUGAAUGCUGUGAUGAGCAAGCUAUUUGAAAAAGAAAAGGUUACUGAUGGUAAGAACCUUGCAGAGGAGCAGGAUUCUUUUGAAUCACCUGAUGCUUCACAUUUUGAUGAACGUGAAGUAGAUAGCGCAACAGACGAGGAUGAUCUCAUAAUUAAUGUGGAGACGAAGAAAAAUAAAGCAGCUUUGACAGGGAGCCAGGAACUUGAAAGGAUCUUGGAAAAUCAGGAAUCAUGGUUGAAUAAAACAAAAAUUGCUAAGGAAGAACCAAGCAAGAGUGUGCCUCAAGUGCAAAAAAGUAGUAAUAGUAAUACCAAGAAGAACAAGAAGAGAAAAUCACUUCCCAAAUCGGAAAGGGAAAGCAAUGGGGGUGUGACUACUACUCCUGGAGGCGAGAGUAUGCAGACCAUUCCAGAUGAGGUGGGAUCUAGUGCACAACCUACCAAGCUAGAAGAUGGUUUUAGGGAACCAACUAGAGUUUUAUGGUCCCAAAAGUCUUCAUGGAGAGAACUUCUUGGUCAUGGAGGUAACACUGCUUUCAGUGCCUCUCUUAUAUUGCCAAAGUUUGAUUCAGGGAAGAAUCAAGAAAGACCUGAUGAUCCAUGUGCAUCCUCACCUACAAACAACGAAGCUGAGAACAAUGAAAGGGAUGGAUACCUAGGCAACAAACCUACUGAUACAGAAGUUAUAGAAGAGCUUGCCGAAACUCAACCUACCAAUAAUCAAGUGACACAAGAUCUUGCAGAAUCUGAGCAAAAUGUGGCACCAAACAAGACGGGCAGAGGUGCUUCUUGGCUGCAAAAACAAUCCUGGACUCAACUGGUUCGAGAGAAUAACAAUUCAUUUAGCAUUUCACAGAUUUUGCCUGGCAUUACUUUACCAGAGCCAAUAGCUAAUAAUCCCAUUGUAGACCCUGAAUAUUCCAAUGAUUGCAAGCAUAACUGUGUAGCUAAGGAUACUGUUAAUGAAGUUGUCAGUGAUGGGUUUGACUUAGGGGAGAUUAUACCAGAUAAUAGUCGGCAUGUUGGUGCCAAUGACAUUGCUUCUGCUCCAGUAGUUAAGAAAUUUGAAACGAGUCCUAGGGAAAAAUCAACUGAAGAUGUUGAAAUAGGUCAAACUUGCUCAUUUAUGAGAAGUGCUGCUUCUUUGAAAGAGUGGGCAAAAGCUAAGGCUGCUCUAAGUGGAUCACUCAAAAGAAAACGUGGAGAGAAGUAAGAGGCCAAGAGCACAAGAUUCUACAGAUCAGAAGUACUACUAUUGAGCUUCAUUAUAUUAUACAUGGUUUUGAGCUGUAUUAUAUGCUCUCGUUUAGUACAGGCAGAUGAAAGUGAAAAGUAAUGAAGAGCAAAUUAAUUUCCAGAUGCUGUGAUAAAAUUAAAAUGACAUUUGUUUAGAGUAAAAAUAAUAUAUUGAAAUGUGUAUUUUUAGUUUUGCUACUCAAGAAGGAAACUGCGUAAGAAUGAUCAAAUUAGAAUGAGGCAA